AUGAUGCCAGUUGCUCUACGUUCACGUUCGUUACGAGACCAAAAUGAAUCGGAAGACACACUUUUACUACCUGUAACAAAACGUCGAGUGCAAACGAAAGUGGAAAUUCCUGAGGAAGAUGAAAUGAAAGAGGAACCAAUGCGUAACAUUGAAGAAAUUCGUCGAAAGAAUUUGGAAGACAACAAAGCCUUCUUAGAAGGUUUACUAAUGACAAAAAUUCGUGACGACUUCAAAAGUUUGACACAUUCAUUGCAACCAGAAGGAAAGAAACGAGAUUAUAAAUAUAUUACCGUUUCCGAAAACGCUCCAGUUCGCCGAUCACGUCGUCUUGCACAUAUGAAUGUCGAUGGAAAUAAACUUCCAUCACCAGACGUUAGCGAUAGUGAAAUAAAUGCUAAUGAAGACGAAAACACUGACAUGAUGGUUAAACGACAAAAAGUAACCAAACGAAUAGUGUCCCAACUAACACCGGAAGAGCAAGAAGCGCUUAAUGCAAAAAUCAAAUCAUUCUUUGAAGAUAAACAGCCAAUUAUCGAGUCAACAAAAUCAACAUUUAACUUUUCCGAUCUGGAUGUUGCUGACGAGAAUGUCUUCAAAUUAACGCCUGAUCGUUUAAUAUCAAUGGACAUGCAUUCACGAUCGGAUGUCUUAGCAGUUAUCGGAUGCGAUCGAAAGGGCACUGUGGGACUUGCAGUCAAACCAACAAGCGAUCUACAUGGCCCGUGGUCUAAAAUUAACUAUGACUUUCAUAAAGCAUACGCGACAUGUUGUCGUUUUGAUCAAUCGAAUCCAAAUUGUAUCAAUUCAACAUCUUAUGAUUCGACAUUUCUAACAUGCGAUAUCAUGAAAAAUCAAUUCAUUGAAAUGUUUAAAGACACGAAUAACCAUGGUUUAACAGCUUUUGAUUACCACUCACCACAAAUAUGUCUUGUGUCGGAAGAUAACGGCGAUAUUCUAGUAGUUGACUUGCGAGCCGUUCCUGCAUCUGUCGAACGUUUUGACGUAACAAAGAAACGUAUACGUUCGCUUCACAUCAAUCCGAAGAAAAAAGAUGAAUUUUGCAUAUCUGGAACUGACAAUUGUGUUAAAGUUUGGGAUCUACGAAACAUGUCCACAAUGAAAUAUUGUUUACAAACAAAUAGUUCAUGUUAUGGAGCCUAUUAUAACCAAUGUGGUAGUCAUGUGUUCGUUGCUACUCGAGAUGAUAGUGUUAUGUCAUUCUCAUUGGAUGCUAUGCAAAGUGCGGAUGAUCCUUUGAAUAUUGCACCAACGAAGAAAAUUCAUCAUCGAAAUUAUGUUAAUCGUUUUGUUACACCUUUUACUGCUCAACCUUAUUCUCUAAUAGAAUCUCAUUUUUUUAUUGGUUCGAAUACACACCCUCGUCAGAUCACUGUAUUGGAUGAAAACUGUGAGACAGUAGCAUCGCUAAGUAGUGAAAAUCUCAAUUCUCUUCCAACGAUCAAUAUUGGUCAUCCUACAUUACCGAUUAUUGUCGGUGGCAAUUCCAGUGGCCGUGUUCACGUAUUUACAGGCCAAGCAUAA
Molecule: messenger RNA, 1542 nt
Organism: Adineta ricciae
Lineage: Eukaryota; Metazoa; Rotifera; Eurotatoria; Adinetida; Adinetidae
Source: the annotation of a GenBank genome assembly